GGGUCGCCGCCGACACUGCACUACGUACUUACCCCUCGCUGUCCCCAAUUAUGCUGAGGAGACAGACCGCAGUGCUGAGGGUCGUCGCGGGGAGGAGGUACUACGCGAGCGCCGUCGAGGCUGCUGUGCCGAAGAAGAAGAAGGUGUGGGACAGCGCGGAGGAGGCGGUGGGGGACGUCAAGGCGGGGGAUAUGAUCCUCAGCGGAGGCUUCGGGCUGUGCGGGACGCCUGAUACCCUCAUCGGGGCGCUGGCGAAGAGGCCCGAGGUGAAGAUGUUGACGGCCGUGUCUAACAACGCCGGGUCGGGCGAGCUGGGUCUCGGCAAGCUCCUGCAGUCCGGGCAAAUAGACAAGAUGAUCGCGUCCUACAUCGGCGGAAACAAAGUCUUCGAAUCCAUGUACCUCAAAGGCCAGAUCUCGCUGGAGCUCGUCCCGCAGGGCACGCUCGCGGAGCGCAUGCGCGCCGGCGCCGCGGGCAUCCCCGCGUUCUACACGCCCACGGGCGCCUCCACCGCCGUCGAGCAGGGCGCGAUCCCGCAGCGCUACGCGAGCGGGGGCAUGCAGGCGGGGGUGAAGGUCCCCGGGAAUCGGAAGGAGAGCAGGGAGUUUGGGGGGCGGCGGUAUGUGCUUGAGCCGGCGAUUUAUGGGGAUGUCGCGCUUGUGAGGGCGUGGAAGGUGGAUGAGGUGGGGAAUUGUGUGUUUAGGUAUACGGCGAAUAAUUUCAGCACGGUCAUGGCGAAGAACGCGAGGCUCACGAUCGUCGAGGCCGAGAACAUCGUCCCCGUGGGCUCGCUCUCCCCGAACGCCAUCCACCUGCCGGGCAUCUACGUCGACCGCAUCGUCCCCGCGACGACGCCAAAGCAGAUCGAGAUCGAGACCGUCGCGGUGGACACGACGCAGCCGUCCGAAACGCCGAGCAAGAAGGAUCUGGCGAAGGACAUGCGCCACCGCAUCGCGCGGCGGGCGGCGAAGGAGCUCAGGGAUGGGUUUUAUGUGAAUUUGGGGAUUGGCAUGCCGACGCUCGUGCCGGAGCAUUUGGAGCCGGGCGUGAAGGUGUGGCUGCAGAGCGAGAAUGGGAUUCUCGGGAUGGGGCCGUACCCGACCAGGGCUCAGCUGGAUGCGGAUAUUAUUAAUGCGGGCAAGGAGACCGUUACUCUCUUGCCGGGCGCGUCGGUCUUUGAUUCCAGUGAAUCCUUUGGUAUGAUCCGUGGCGGACAUAUUGAUGUUGCUAUCCUGGGUGCAAUGCAAGUAUCGCAGGCUGGUGACAUUGCCAACUUUAUGAUCCCCGGAAAGCUUGUCAAAGGUAUCGGAGGUGCCAUGGACCUAGUAUCCAAUCCAGACAGGACCAAGGUUAUUGCUGUCCUGGAGCAUUGCGCAAAAGAUGGUAGCCCGAAGAUCCUGAAAGAGUGCGCCUUGCCAUUGACAGGAGCUCGGACUGUCAGCCUCAUCAUCACGGACCUCGCGGUAUUUGAGGUGGACCGCAACGCGGGGGAGCUGGAGUUGAUUGAGCUUGCGGACGGUGUUACCCUUGACGAGGUCAAGGCUAAGACGGGAUGCGAGUUCAAGGUGAGGAGUAACCUGGGGAAGGUCUGAUUGUAAGGAUACGCACCCGCGCUCGCUACCGUAUUCGGCCAGUAGAUUCCUUAUUCGGCUACUCGCUACUAUAUUCGGACUCUAAGCUAUACGGCUCCUUCGGAGCCUUCGAGUUAAUCCUCUUCGCAUUCAUUUCGUCUCUUCUCGUAUUCUUCUAUUUUCUGUCUCUAUCUCUUCUAUUCGGUACAUGUAAUCUCGUAGUAUAAAAGCCC
This is a messenger RNA of Gloeophyllum trabeum ATCC 11539, 1804 nucleotides long. RefSeq names its product 3-oxoacid CoA-transferase. NCBI's taxonomy places the organism in Eukaryota, Fungi, Basidiomycota, Agaricomycetes, Gloeophyllales, Gloeophyllaceae. Gene Ontology annotation, biological process: ketone body catabolic process. Gene Ontology annotation, molecular function: succinyl-CoA:3-oxo-acid CoA-transferase activity. The transcript has 9 exons. The record is from RefSeq and is a predicted model, not a curated record. Bases 51 to 1592 code for a protein of 513 amino acids.